AUGGAACGGCUGCAGGUCGUAGACCCUGAGGGUCUCCUUUCUUCUUCUCUGUCUCUGGGCCCCCUUCGUUCUGGAGGCAGCAACGGGCAUUCAGCAGCAGCAGCAGCAGCAGCAGCAGCAGCUGCUGCUGCUGCUGCUGGCAGUGGUGGUGUGGGGCCCCUCGCUGUGCAGCAAAAACCUUUGGGGGCCCCCGCUUGCUUUGUGCUGCCAGAGGGCUGGGGGUGUUUUAGGGCUCCGCUGUCUCGGCGUGUAAACAGCAACAAAGAGACUCCUGACAAGCUGCAGCAGCAGCAGCAGCAACGACGGCAGCAGCAGCAGCAUGCACAGAUGCAGCGGCUGCAGCAGCAAUUCGCUCUGCUAGUAACAAAGAAAACGAAAGGGGCCCUUCAGGGGAGGCAGCAGCAAAUUGCGUCUCAGCCUAAGCUGCAGGAGAGGCAGCUGCAGCAGCAGAUGCUGCUGCAGCAGCAGCUCCGAAUGCAACAGCACAUGCAGCAGCAGCACAUGCAGCAACAGCACAUGCAGCAGCAGCAGCAGCAGAUUCAGCUGCAGGCAGCAAAAGCUAAACAGCUAAAGGAGCAGUUCCUUCAUCAGCAGCAGCACUUGCUUCGGAGACAGCAGCAGCAACAGCAGCAACAACAACAACGGAUAUUGCAGAGGCUGCAGCAGCAGCAGCCGCUGCCCCUGCAACCGCAGCGACAGCAGCAGCAGCAGCAGCAGCAGCCCCAGCACUACGCCCACUUGCAUGCGAUUCGCAUGCAGCAAGCCCCCCAGCGACAGCCAGUGCAGCUACAGCAGCAGCAACAACAACAACAGAAGCCGCUGCUGCAGCAGCAGCAACAGCUGCAGCAGCAACAACAGCUGCAGCAGCAACCACUGCCCCUGCGGCGGAGCCCGCUGCAACCUGCUCUCUAUCAGAGCAGCCUGACUUCUGCUGCAGCAGCAGCUGCUGCUGUUGCUGCAGCAGCAGCAAAGGAAGGGACAGGAAGCCAGUGCAACCCCCACAUAAACAAAGCCGAGGAAGGAGAGCAGCAGCAUCAGCAGCAGCAGCAACAACAGCAGCGGCAGCAGCAGCGGCAGCAGCAGGAGAUAGCCGCCGAAAUGAAGACUUCAGUGGCAGUCAAGCUGGAGGACUGGCAGCAGCAGCAGCAGCAGCAGCAGCAGCAGCAGCAGGCGGGAGCUGCAAAGCAACUCUCCCCGUCUCCAAGCAGCCGCAUUCGCGCCAAAAGCAACAGCAGCAACAGCAGCAGCAACAGCAGCAACAGCAGCAACAGCAGCAGCAACAGCAGGAGCAACAGCUGCAGGGGCGGAGCAAUUUGCUGCGGGAGCAGCACUCUCCCUAGCAGCAAGACUCCGCAGCCUUCUGAGAGCAGCAGCAGCACGAGCAGCAGCUGUAGCAGCAGCAGCACGAGCAGCAGCAGCAUAGUGGAAGGCCUGACCAGCAGCAGCAGCAGCAGCAUAAUGGAAAGCCUGACUAGCAGCAGCAGCAUCAGCAGCAGCAGCAGCAUCAUGAAGAGCAGCAGCAGCACGAGCAGCAGCAGCAGCAUCAGCCCGAUUAGCAGCCCGAUAAGCAGCCCGAUAAGCAGCCCGUUCAGCAGCAGCAGCAGCAGCAGCAGCAGCAGCAGCAGGAGCGCAUCUACUCGUGAAAGGACUUUGAUAAUAAUAGAUUAUGAUGAUACGCUGCUGCCAACGAACUGGGUUGCUGUGCAGCACAAGAUUUCUUUGAAGGACAGCAUCCCGCUGUGGAUGCAGCAGCAGCUGCAGCAGCUAGGAGAGCAAAUAGCUGCAACUCUAGCUCUAUGUGCAGCAGCAGGAAGGGUUUGUUUAAUAACAAAUGCGAGCAAAGAAUGGGUUCUAAGAUCAGCAGCAAAGUAUAUGCCGCUGCUGCAGCAACACCUGCAGCAGCACCACAUUACACUCGUAUCUGCUAGAGACAAACUGCAGCAGCAAGGGCUGCCUCAACGCCUCUGGAAGCAUUAUAUCUUUGCCGAGGUUGUGCAGCAGAUGCUAGACCCUCUCAAGCUGCAGCACAGAGAUGAAGAUGCAGGGGGGCCCCCAGUAGGGGGGGCCCCCAA
Messenger RNA from Eimeria acervulina, 2072 nucleotides. RefSeq lists its product as hypothetical. The transcript has a single exon. The record is from RefSeq and is a predicted model, not a curated record. NCBI's taxonomy places the organism in Eukaryota, Apicomplexa, Conoidasida, Eucoccidiorida, Eimeriidae. The annotation marks the transcript as partial.